UUCUGAAGAGAAUUUACAGAGUGGAAAAAUAUAUAGAAAGGAAUUUUAGUACUGAGGCCUGAAAAUAUAAACCUUAUUGGUUUUGAACUCAUUUAGUGUUUUACUGCAGGAAGUCUUCUAGACUGCCCAUUAUACUUGAGCAGCCAUGCUUCUAUUUCCUACUUCAAUGAGACCACAGAUUUUAAUUCGCCUUUCCUUACUGGAAAAGAACGCUUAUACUUUCUAUUUCCUCUGGCUCUUUAUCUUUCUCUUUGCCAGAGUCACACAAGGAGACUUCAUUUUUGAGCUGUUUAUCAAGAUUACCGAAUGAGUCUUGGCCUUCGCCUUCAGCUUCUUCAUCAGGGUCAAAAUCAUGCCCUUGGUCCUCUUCUGAUUUGUCUUCUUCGUUUGAUAUAAGAUAUACCAUGAUCUCUUCUCCUCCAGAGUUGAGCAUUAUUUGAUACUUAUUUGUUCUCAGCAGUUUGAAUGCCUCUCUCCUUGUGCAAAUUCUUAUCAUGUGGCGCUUUCAUGGCUUUGUUUUCCUUCUCUUCCUCAUGGUUUGCAAGAUCCUUCGGAUCUUUCUCUCCUACCUCUGGCACUUCAAGCUUGGUGCCAGGAGGAGCUCUAAUUGCAAGUAAUGUAUUGUCUUUAUCUUCAUUUAUAUUUUUAAUAUCAUCAUAGGUGACAUAAGCGAACUGCUCGUAGAGUUCAUCAUUAGACAUCUCUUGUAACUGGUUAUUAACGGUGCUGAUCAUCGUAUCAAGCCAUUGUUCCUCUCUCUGGUACUCCUCUAGCUCCAAAUUCAGCCGUUCUAUUUCUUUGGCUUGGUCUUUUUCCUUCUCUCUUUCUGCUUCUUCACUGAUCUGUUGAUUUUCAUCCUCACCGAAGUUGUCUAGACGCAUUGCUCCAUUCCAUCUGAUUUUGUUCUUACUGUAUUUCUCGAUGAGGCCGAUACCCUCGAGAACAUUGGUGAUAUCGUAAAUCCUCCUAUUUUUGAACUCCGAGCUCUUCGACCGCCUCGUUGAGAUCAAUUCAAUAAUCUUCAGUUUGCUUAAUAAGUUGGAUAAAUUUCUUCGUCAGCUCUCCAAGGGAAUUUUCUUGUCGGGGCUUUAAUAUAGGCUUAUUCUCUCCAGUCCUGCCACCCUUGUUAUUAUUUUCGGCUUCUAGUCCGGGUCUCAUAAUCUCUGGUCAUUACAGGAGCCCCAUCAAGCUCAUUUGUGCGAGGCAAUUUGUGGCCUUUCUUUUGUAGAGACUCUUCUUGGUCAGGUUCUUCCUGAUCAAAUUCUUCUUUAUCAAUUUCUUCAAAUUCCUCAAAUAGGGUUCUCUUGAUGCUCUUGUUCUUACUCAUUUCAAGUUCAAA
Molecule: messenger RNA, 1339 nt
Organism: Moneuplotes crassus
Lineage: Eukaryota; Ciliophora; Spirotrichea; Euplotida; Euplotidae
Source: the annotation of a GenBank genome assembly